AUGGAGCUAGCCUCAGCCCGUCUCCACAAAGGACAGAUUUCCUGGUGGGGACUCCUGCUCACAGCCUUGCUUUUAACCACCUGGAGCCCUCCCACCACUGCCAAAAUGACUAUUGAGGCUGUGCCAUUUGAUGUUGCUGAAGGGAAGUAUGUUCUUCUACGUGUUGUGAAUCUGGAACCGGGAAUCCGAGCUUUUCACUGGUUCAAGGAUAACGCAGAAAGAGAAAAUGAACUUGCACGGUAUAUACUAGCUGAAAAAUCGAAUAGAUCAGGGAUGGCAUACAGCGGCAGAGAGUCACUAUACAGCACUGGAUCUAUGUACAUCCACAAUGUCAACAAGGACGAUGAGAGAACCUACAUAAUACAAAUAGUACUUGAAGACUAUGCCAUGAAGAGGAUGAAUACAACAUUUCAUGUGCACAUUGCAUUACAAAAGCCCAGCAUCACAGCCAACAACUACAGUCCCAUUGAGGGUGGGGACUCGGUAUUAAUAUGUGAACCUUACACUCUUCAUACAAACUACCGGUGGAUAAGAAAUGGCAAAAGCCUCUCAGAAGGUGACAGGCUGAAGCUAUCUGAGGGCAACAGGACUCUCACUUUACUCAGUAUCACAAGGAAUGACACAGGACCCUAUGAGUGCGAAAACCGGAACAUAGUGACUACCAACCGAAGUGAUCCAUUCAGCCUGAACAUUGCCUAUGGUCCGGAUACCCCGAGUAUAUUCCCCUCAGAUAUUUAUUUGCUUCAAGGGUCAAACCUCAGCCUCUCCUGCCGUGCAGCCUCUAACCCACCUGCACAGUACUUCUGGCUUUUCAAUGAGACAUCCAAGGCAUCCUCCCAAGAGCUGUUCAUCCUCAGCGUCACUACUAUUAAUAGCGGAAUCUAUACCUGCUUCGUCAAUAACUCUGGCACUGGCCUCAGUAGGACCAUAAUCAAGACAAUUACAGUCCUUGAGGCAGUGACUCAGCCCAAGGUUUAUGCCAUCAACACCACAGUCAUUGAAGAAGAAUCUGUGACCCUGACCUGCUACUCAAAUGACACUGGAAUCCUUCAAAUCCAUUGGCUUUUCAAUAACCAUACUCUGCAGCUCACAAAGAGGAUGACACUCUCCAAUAAAAACAGCAUACUCACAAUAGACCCUACCAAGAGGGAAGAUUCUGGGGAGUAUCUGUGUGAGAUCUCCAAUCCAGUCAGUUCCAAGAGGAGUAACCCAGUCCGGGUGGUCAUAAAAUUUGAUUCUAAAGCCUUCCAAAGCAAUGGCAAUGCUGCCAUUAUGAUCGGAUUCGGAUUAGUGGCCGGGGUGGCUCUAAUAGCAGCGCUGGCAUAUUUCCUCUAUUCCAGGAAGAGGAAGACUGGCGGUGACCAGCGAGAUCUCACAGAGCACAAACCUUCAGCCUUCAACCACAAUCUGGGGCCUUCUGACAACUCUCCUAACAAGGUGGAUGACGUCUCAUACACUGUCCUGAACUUCCGUGACCAGCAGCCCAAGCAGCCAGCUUCAGCAUGUCCACCUCCAAGAGCCAAAGAAUCACUUUACUCACAAGUAAAAAAGAAGUGA
Messenger RNA from Arvicanthis niloticus (Nile rat), 1557 nucleotides. The record is from RefSeq and is a predicted model, not a curated record. NCBI's taxonomy places the organism in Eukaryota, Metazoa, Chordata, Mammalia, Rodentia, Muridae.